This is a messenger RNA of Cantharellus anzutake, 531 nucleotides long. RefSeq lists its product as uncharacterized. Lineage: Eukaryota; Fungi; Basidiomycota; Agaricomycetes; Cantharellales; Hydnaceae. The transcript is spliced from 3 exons. The record is from RefSeq and is a predicted model, not a curated record. The coding region runs from base 28 to 228 and encodes 66 amino acids.
GAGAGAGAGAGAGAGGGAAAACCAAAGAUGAAUGCGGAAGCUGCUGAUGCUGUGUAUCACUUCCUGGCUUCUAACGACCCACUGGCUCCUGCUGUAAGAGAAGCAGUCCAAGUGAUCGAGAACGCUAUCGACGAAUUUGGAAUUGAACAUUUGGCGAUUAGUUUCAAUGGAGGGAAGGACUGUGCGUGGUUAUACGUUUAUCUUGCUGUAUCCUAUCUUUGGGUUUGAAAAAGUUGCACUAACGCAAUACACCUCCUUCCUUCAUUCUCGUCUUCGUGGCCGCCGCCUUGCUUCCUUGCCACCUCGUUCCGGACCGAUAUCUGUUACCUCAUUUAUCGAUCCAGGCACCGUCCUUCUGCAUCUUUACGCCGCUGUGCUCCUCCGUCGUGGACUUUACCAUCAUCGGAAGUACUCUAACCAGUUAUCAAAUUCAUGCAACACCACCGCGGCUGCUCUCGCCACUAACCACAGCAUCCCCAACGGUUUAGCCACAUCUUCUUCCUCACCUUCCUCAUCCACCACUUCCCUUGG